AUGCUGGGAAAUGCAUCUUGUCGCUGCUCCCAUCGCCCUCAUGGUGGCGCUGUGCUGGAUGUCCGUCAGCACCUAUGCGCAGGACAACACCACAAUGGCACUGAGCUCGAGCAACACCACAAUGGCACUGAGCUCGAGCAACACCACAAUGGCACCGAGCUCGAGCAACACCACAAUGGCACUGAGCUCGAGCAACACCACAAUGGCACCGAGCUCGAGCAACGCCACAAUGGCACCGAGCUCGAGCAACGCCACAAUGUCACCGAGCUCGAGCAACGCCACAAUGGCACCGAGCUCGAGCUACGCCACAAUGGCACCGAGCUCGAGCAACGCCACAAUGGCACCGAGCUCGAGCAACGCCACAAUGGCACCGAGCUCGAACAACACCACAAGCAACACCACAAUGGCACCGGGCUCGAGCAACACCACAAGCAACACCACAAUGGCACCGGGCUCGAGCAACACCACAAUGGCACCGAGCUCGAACAACACCACAAGCAACACCACAAUGGCACCGAGCUCGAGCAACACCACAAUGGCACCGAGCUCGAGCAACACCACAAUGGCACCGAGCUCGAACAACACCACAAGCAACACCACAAUGGCACCGAGCUCGAGCAACACCACAAUGGCACCGAGCUCGAGCAACACCACAAUGGCACCGAGCUCGAGCAACACCACAAUGGCACCGAGCUCGAGCAACACCACAAUGGCACCGAGCUCGAGCAACACCACAAUGGCACCGAGCUCGAGCAACACCACAAUGGCACCGAGCUCGAGCAACACCACAAUGGCACCGAGCUCGAACAACACCACAAUGGCACCGAGCAUGACAACGACCCCUGCCCCAUUUACUAUCAACACGACAGUCACUACACUUACAAGCAACUUGACCACUUCUGGCUGUGGAACAGAGCCGUGAAGAGAAUUGGUGGUUUCAACCACAACUUUGGGUUGGCCGGAGAAAGUGACGGUUACUUGGCCUGUGCUCUGGGGCCACCAAAUGGAGGAACGCAGACGGUGUAUGUGUGUGUUAACAGAAAUGGCAUAGUUACUUUCCGCAGCGUUUCACUCGCAAAUGGAGUUUUUACAAAUAUCAAGACACCGGUGACAAACGUGAAAGCCAAGGUGACCGGCAGAAGGAUCCAGUGUGAAUUUUCAGCCACAAUCCCCAAUGCAACAUCAACAAACAGAGCAGCAGACUCUACGUACACACUGGGCGUGCUGACUGGAUCUGUUGCGGGUGAGUCAGAAAGAAUCCCGCCACAAAGCUCAAUAAAGUCAAAGAUUUGA
Molecule: messenger RNA, 1293 nt
Organism: Knipowitschia caucasica
Lineage: Eukaryota; Metazoa; Chordata; Actinopteri; Gobiiformes; Gobiidae
Source: the annotation of a GenBank genome assembly